AUCAUCGAUCAGAUUCAUGUCAGCCCCAACUUUCACACGAAUAAGGGGAGGGAAAGGAGGAGAUUUUCUUCAAUAAAGCCAAUAUUUUCUGCUAGUUUUCCAGAACAUAUCGUAGCUGGGUGCAGUGGAUAAACAGGAUGGAAGAUAACAUUUUAAAGGGGAAUUGUACCCCUCUUCCCCUCUCCGCUCUGCGACUCCUGGUCCCACCAAUUCGGCUGGUCUCGGCAGCCAUCUGGCAGACCAUCCAGCAGAAAGUUGUGGCUGAUUAUGGGAUGCUUGAGGAGUUUGUUUCCAUGGUUACAGACAUUGUUCCAGAGCUACUCACCACUCACCAGAGGGCCCAACUUAUCCUGGGCCUCAGAGCACGGCUGAUUCUGGAGUUGUGUCAGAUUGAAGCUACUGCUGACUUUGAGCUUGUUCAACCACACCUGGACAGAGUGCAAAUGCUCAUCGAGGAAUGGGUCACGGAGGCCGGUGCUGCAAAUAUGGAAGUGCCGCACUCAAAGUUUGUGGAUCUAGUUAAGAACAUGCUGAAAGAUCCUGAAGAAAGGGAGCACUUCUUUCAGAAAGUUUUCCCUGAAGAGUUUGGUCCCACAUAUGAUGAAGCACUUCACAGCUUGAUGUGGAUGUUUCUGUCCAGACUUGAAAAGUUUCUUCCUCUUCAAACUUUCCAACAGGUUGCCUCCAUGUUUGGUGAGGUGUCCUCAGUUCUCGAGGAAUGUACGGACUCUGUGUCUCGACGUGAGGAGCUCAAAACCCUGUUGCAGUAUCAAAAAGACCUCAUCCAACUGGAUCACAAUGAUGGUUCCUUGGAUGGUGCCUGCAUUAUUUCAGCUCUCAAACUCCCCUCUAUAGAAAGAACUGGGACAGAUAAGACACAACCACAAGCCAACAUCUUGGAUAAUGUGCUAUCAUGUACAUCCGAUUUGGAGAAGGAAUCUUUAAAGUUGCCUCAUGCAGUACAGAUAAAAACAGAAACAAAAGAUCAGAUAAGUGAGAUAAAGGUCGAUGAAACGUAUUGGACUCCUGGGGAAAAUGGAACCGCUGUGCUUUUGGGAGAUAUUACAAGACACCAAGAAAAUGUAGGCCUUCUUCGAAGUCAAGCGGAGGAUGCGUCCCACCUUCUAAAACAAUGCCGCGUUCAGCUAAAAAGACUGGACAUGCCGCUGCCCUUGCGGUCUCGACCUGUGAGACGAAACAGAGGCCUGAGGCUGAAAAAGAUUCUGUUGGAAGAGAAAAGAGGUCUUCGUGAAGAGGCCCUCUCUGCUCACAAAUCAGCUUCUAGGAAGACAAAACCCUCCAAUAGGGUUCUUUCAGAGGCCUCUGACAAUGAGGAUUCAAGCGGCUUCGACAAAGACUCAUAUAUGGCUCCUAUCAAUGAUUGCAGUGAGGACGACUCGUGGUCUUACUACUCAAAUGAGGACUCUUGCCACAACACUAAAAGUAGUAGUCCCAGUAUGGCUGAUUCAUGGUCUUACUACUCAGAUGAUGAGUGUUCCUUUGUGACUCUUGUCAGUAGUUAUAGUGAAGGUGAUACAUUGUCUAGCUGCUCAAAUGAGGACCCUUCCUUCAUGGGUCCUAAAAUGUUAUCAGCUACCACAAGAAAGCAGGGAGUCUCCGGCAUCAAAGCAAGCACUUCGAAAAAGACUCGUAAAGUCCAGUGCUUUCUCUGCAAGGAGCAUGUGAAUACAAGCUUGAGAACUCACAUGAAAACCCACUUUCCCAGCGGUGAUUACGCUUGCCCUCGAUGCGACAGCAGGUUUAAACUCCUCUCAUCCUUUAAGCUGCACUUGAGCAGAACCUGCUUUGAGUACGGUAAGCAGCAGGUGGAUCCGGAGAAGCCGGACGAAGCCAAGAAUCUUUACAAAUGUGACAAAUGCGAAGAGGCAUUCAGGUACAAAGUUUCACUGGAAAGGCACAAACUGACCCACAACGAACUGUACUGCAAUGUGUGUAGGAAGGUGUUACGAGACGCAGCAACUUUGGCGAGGCACAAGGCUUCUCACACCCUGUUUCAGUGUAACCGCUGUGAGGAGACCUUCACUCUUUUUAAGCCCUUGCUUAGGCACUGCGAAAACAUCCAUAAAAUCAGCAGGCCGUUUAAAUGCAACCAUUGUCCGAAAACGUUUUCCAAGCUGCGCAUUUUAAUCGCACACGAGUGGAAACAUACGGGUCAUCUACCGUUCCAGUGCGCUCAGUGCGGCUUGAGAUUCAAAACCGACGCAGAUCUCAUUUCCCACGAACGAGUCCACACGCGGGAGAAACCUUACCUUUGUGCAGAGUGCGGCAAGACCUUCUCCCAGAAGUCCAACCUGCUGCGGCACUUGAAUUUCAUCCACAGCGAGUCUCGAAAUGAGAAGAAGCAUUCUUGCUCCGAGUGUGAGAAAUCCUUUAAAGAGAAAGGAGCCCUAAAAAAACACCAGAGGAGCAAACACUUAAAAGAAUUGUUCCGUCAUCCGUGCCCGUACUGUGGAAAGAUGGUCUCCUCGUCAACAAUCGCUAGGCAUAAAUUAAUCCAUACGGGAGAGAGACCUUACAAAUGCACCAUGCCUGAAUGUGACAAGUACUUCAGGUCAACUUCUGAAGUGAAGAGGCAUGUCCUUAUACACCAUACUACAGAGAGACCAUAUAAAUGUGAUGUCUGUGGGAAGGGCUUUAUAAAAAUGUGUUUUCUUAACGCACAUGCUAAAAUACACUCAGGAGAGAAGCCAUUUGUUUGCCAUUUCUGUGGCAAGGCUUUCCCCAAGCUAUACAGCAUGAAAAGACACAAAAAACUUGUACAUACAUUUGUAACACAUUAAGAGAACAGGCCUGUGUUCACAACAUAGGGGUUCAGAAGUAAUGGUUGCUGACAUUUUUAUCAAACAGAUUCAUUGUAAUGUUGAGACAAACCGUUCAUGGAGUUUGCAUUGUACGCAAGACAUACGUGUAUAAAACUACAUCAAAGAGUACGCCACACCGAUUUAGUAUUGCACUUCAUUAACAGUGUUAUCGAUCUCAUGAUGGACAGUCUGUAGCCCACUCCUCAUCUCUGCGUGAGGCUCGCAGCUCAAGCAGAGAUUCAUUUCUAACAGUUGAUUCACUUUCAUAGACAUAAAAGUAUUUUUAUCUGGUGAUCUGUGUAAAAAAAAAACAAACAUCCACUAUGUUGAUUGUGAUGAAAAGAAAAACUCCAGGUGGGCGCGUACUUGAACAGGCACUGUAUGCAUUUAUUUUCUGCUCUCAAUUAUAUUGCCAAACUUCACAUGUUACAUGAGGAUACAUUGUAACAGUAUGUCACAUUAUUGGGAGAUUUGUAUCAACCUAAUUAGGCAUUGCAUGGAAGGCCUAACUAAAAAAAAUGGGGUUAAAACAGAUACAUUACCUGUCUGUGGGGAUUGCAUUUAUAUGAUGUGUUAGUAUCUGUAGGGUUUAUCUGCUAACAUUCCAUCUGCUAUUUCAUAGUUUAAAAAUAGUUGCAGCACCACCCACAUGCUAAACAGUUCGAGAAGUUUUUUUUAAAUUAUUUUUUUUACAUUUUGUAUAUAUUAAUUUUUCCUUGAAACAUAAAAUAUGCAUCUUCCUUUAAAAAAAAACAAUAAAUGUUUCAUUGUUUAUGUGUU
Siniperca chuatsi (mandarin fish) is the source of this 3602-nucleotide messenger RNA. Its product is annotated as zinc finger protein 3 homolog. Gene Ontology annotation, cellular component: nucleus. The transcript is spliced from 7 exons. Gene Ontology annotation, molecular function: RNA polymerase II transcription regulatory region sequence-specific DNA binding; DNA-binding transcription factor activity, RNA polymerase II-specific. The record is from RefSeq and is a predicted model, not a curated record. NCBI's taxonomy places the organism in Eukaryota, Metazoa, Chordata, Actinopteri, Centrarchiformes, Sinipercidae. Bases 138 to 2801 code for a protein of 887 amino acids. Gene Ontology annotation, biological process: regulation of transcription by RNA polymerase II.